AUGUACUUCAUUUCUGACAUAUUGUUUUCGCGUGAAGGUGACGUGAAGCGGCAGGAUGCUGUUAACAAAAUGUUGGAAAAUCCCACGUACAAAGUGCUCGGAUGUGCACCUUUUGCUAGAAGGAUCGUCAUGCAUGGUAGUUGUGUUUGCCUCCGCUGCAUAACUGAGCGCUGGAAAAACUGUUCAAUCGAACAGGUGAAUAAUCCUAUGAAGCAAACAUUGGAUAACGGAAGUCGUCUGGUAGACCUUUGCGAGCAGACGAACCUCACCACUGCAUUCACGUCUAAAGGGAAUUAUCGACGCCAUCAGCUUACUUGGCAAAGGACAACCACAUUAGCGCUAGAAGAGCAGCGAAAGCGGAAGAUGCCAACUCUUAAGCAUCAGAUCGAUUACGUUCUGACAAGGAACAUUCCUUUGUCAGACAUCCGAAAAUCUACAGCUGUUUGGGACGUCGCAUUUGUUUCCGACCACCACCCAGUUCUUCUCAGCUUCAUGGUACGGUUUCAGAAAAGGAGUGGUGAAGCUCAACAUCAGCUGAAGCUCGAAUUGGCAAGCCUGAAAAACGGGGAAUGCAGAAAGAAGUUCGAGCUUCGAUCAACAUUGGAUUAUGGACUAGGAAGAAAGACGAUGACUGAGUAUUUCAAUAAAUGCAUUCAGGACGCUGCAAAGGAAACGCUGCCGGUUUUAACACUGAGGAAGAAGUUCACCUUUGCAUCUGUGGAGACAAUAUCCACGUACAAUUCUGUAUGCGUUGCCCGCAAAACUGGUGACUUCAGCCGGAAGAAGCGACUGAGGAGGUUGCGUCGUUAG
Molecule: messenger RNA, 810 nt
Organism: Necator americanus (New World hookworm)
Lineage: Eukaryota; Metazoa; Nematoda; Chromadorea; Rhabditida; Ancylostomatidae
Exons: 3
Coding region: 1-810 (269 amino acids)
Source: RefSeq, a predicted model, not a curated record